Messenger RNA from Pogoniulus pusillus (Red-fronted tinkerbird), 3487 nucleotides. RefSeq names its product delphilin-like. Bases 495 to 2714 code for a protein of 739 amino acids. The record is from RefSeq and is a predicted model, not a curated record. Lineage: Eukaryota; Metazoa; Chordata; Aves; Piciformes; Lybiidae. The transcript is spliced from 19 exons.
UGAAGGAGGAGAGGCACUGCAAUUGCUACCCAAAUGCUUGCACAAAGUGGGGUUGUGUUGAGUGAGCAAGCUUGAAGUGGACCAUGUGUGAUAGCAGGUGCACAUAAGCAGGAAGGCUGCAGUUUUUCUACCUCACCUACACUUUCUUUUUUCUCUGCAAAUAUUUCCUCUUGGGUCUGUCUACAGUGUUUAACAAGUGUGAGCUUAAAAACUCCUGACUGUGAAGCUGGUGAGUCCUGUGUGGCUGUCAAAGCCUGCCCUUAGGAACAAGCUUCAGAUCUGUUUUUGGAAUGUUGAAGACCUGCAUACAAGUUCUCAGCAUAAAAGGAAGUAACACUUAAUAAAAGCCAUUGGCUGCAAGAUUUCAUGAGAGAGAGAGAGAAGCAGAGAGAAAGCACGAGAACCGUGCUCUGGAAACGCAGGUGUGAUUUAUUCAUAACUUCUAGUUUGCAGCCUCAUGGGAUACUGAUGAAGCAAAUAGAAUUUUCCCUGACAUGGACAAUACAGGAACACAAGAGACUUUUUCACAGCUAAGCCAGGAAAAAAUCCUCAAAAUUAUGAACAUGGUGAAAAACAAAGAAGUGAGCAUUGAAGGAGCUUUGCAAUUGGCACAGAAAGAGGGUUAUGCUGCAAAGGAUGCACAGGAUUUGCUAAUGGGCUCACAAUUUAACUUCAUUAUCUACAAAUACAAACACUAUCGGUGGCAGAAACGGAUUUUGCAGAUUGAUUUCAACACAAAGACCAUUUUUAACAUUGAGAAAGGAAUUAUUAAGAAACAGUUCCCUUUCUCACAAGUCAAAGCCUGUGAAGAUACUGAAAGGAGGCGCUUCAGCAUUGUGUUUCACGGACGACAAGAUUAUGAGCUGGAAGCAGUGUCUCUUGAUGAUAAAAGGAAGAUAACAUACCUUCUGAGCAGAGUUAUACAGAGCAAUUCACAUAAGAGAACAGCUGAGGCCAGCUCUGGAAGACUUGCAGAAUGUGAUGUGAUUCAUGAAGGACUCCUGGAUUUACAACAAAAGACUUCUACAUCCCUUGAAUGGGUGAAGUACUUGGUACAACUCCGUGAAGGAGAGUUGACUUUAUAUCCCAUAGAUCUGGGAAGAGAGAAGAAGAAUGCAAACCCUGUAACAAAUACAAUUGAUUUAUCAGGUGGGAAUGUAAGUGUCAACAAGGAGAACGGAUACAGUACUUUUUCUGUCCAGAUCAAAGACUGCAAUUAUUUGUUUCGAAUACCCUUUACUGUUCAGAACAGCAGGACAGUGGAUGCUAGCGAGCUGCAGAAGGAAUGGGUGUCUCUUAUAGAAAGGCACUGUUCAGUGUCCAAGGAUGCCUCGCAGCCUCAAGAGGGAUCUCAAGGGUGCAUCUCCCCAGAAGCAGAUUAUGAGGAAUUUACUGUACCUCUGGAUGAACAGAAAGAAGAGACCCUCUACUUCGGGGUGAACUCUGCAACAACCAGUCUGAACAAGUCUUCAAGCCUCCAGACAAAGCCUGCAGAGGAGAAAGCAGUCCCAUUAUCACCAGCUCUUCCACUUCCCAUCAAUAAGGCAGGAGUACCACCAGCCCCACCUGUGUUCCCACAGCCCUGCAGCGGGAGAACAGAGGGGACAAAGAGAACCAAAGCCUUUCACUGGGAUGUUGUUCCUUAUGAUAAGAUUCAAAAAUCUGUCUGGGGAUCAUGCGACCCAUGCAGGAGAAAAAUAGAUGUAUCCAGACUCUGUGAUCAGUUCCAGAUCCAAGACACAACAGUAUUUUCAGGCAAUGAACCUUCAGUGAAUCAACACAUCAUGUUAGAUGCAAAAAUUGCACAUAACUUCAAUAUUUUUCUGAAGUGUUUCCGUGUAAAACCAAGUGAGCUGAAAGAAAAACUAUACAUUAUACAUGAAGAGAGUGGUGGACUUACAGAUGAGCAGAUUACAGCACUAAGAAGAUACAUGCCCACACCAAAAGAUGCAGAAAGGUACAGGUCAUUCGGGGGAUCUCCUUCAGAGCUGCAUGUGGUCGACCAGUUUAUGUUAGAGAUGUGUAAAAUCCCUCACUUAGGCCAGAGGCUGGAUCUCCUGCUUACCAUACGUGAGCUCCCCAUGAGCAUGAGAGAUUUGGAGCCUCUGAUAAACCAGAAAAUCCAAGCGAGUAAGCAGCUGCAGUCCAGCCAGAAAUUUGUUGCUGUUUUGGAGUACAUUUUAGCCAUUGGAAACCAUUUAAAUGAAAAGGCUGGAAAAGAAAAGGCUAAAGGAUUUAGAUUGUCAUCUUUAACCAAAUUACCUCUGCUGAGGGGUAAAGAGAGGGCAUUCACCUUGCUUCAUGCCCUUGUGGAACAGAUCUUCUUACAUGAGCCUGAUCUGGCCAAAUUUUCUCAGGAGUUGACAGAAUUUGAAGCUGUUCCUGAUGCUUCCAUGAAGGGCCUCUGUGCUGAAGUUGAUGUUUUAAAAAGAGAGCUGGAAAAUGUUAUUCAGUGCAGGAGGCUUAUUAAACCGAAGCCAGCCAAGGCAACACCCCAGGAAUCACAGUUCUGCAAGGAACUAAAGGAUUUAAUUCAGAAAUAUGAAGAGGAUCUAUCCCAGCUGUCAAAGAGAUGUGAGGAAAUGAAGAAGCUUUAUAGCAACAUACUGGUAAAAUUUGGGGAGCCACAAGACCUAGACUCUCAGGAACUGUUUGGAUGGAUAUCUUCAUUCAUUAGUGAGUUUAGGAAGACCUGUGCUGAAGUCAUGCCAUAAGGACAACACAAACCUUGUAAAGAGGUGAGGGAAAGAGAAGUUGAGGAAGCAAUGUUUAAUUGGUUUGAAGGUUUCUUGAGUAAUAAGAAGCACAUAGACAGUAUGUAUUCUGUAGGACAAUCUACCUUGAAUUUAAGAGAUAUUCAAUGCCUAAUACAUUAUCUGUAAGUGAUAUUUGCCCUGUAGGAUCACAGAUCACUUACAAGCCUCUCCCUUCUCUUCUUCUGAUGUGUUUUGUACCUUGAGAUGCCUGUGUAUUUAGAAAGGAGACACUUUUGACAUUUUAUAAUUUCUCUGUUGAAUCUUUCCCAUUCAUACCCAAUCUUCUGACUGAAUUUUAACUCUUACUUUCAGUUGAUAAGUUCCUCUAUGGUGACCAAAUAUUUUUUCUAUAAUUUUCUAAAUAAUACUUUAAAAGUUUUACAGUGACAUGAAGAGCUCUUAUCCACAGAGGACAAUAUUUAGCAAAAGUUCCUCUUUGUCUUCCUGCUAUGAAGACAUUGCAGGCUUAUUAUGCAAUGGAGAAAGUGGCUGGCUAGCUUUAUUUUGUUUUGUUUUCUUUUCUCUCAAAGUAGUACAAUAAAAUAGUGCUUUUAGUUGUUAAGCCAUGCAUUCAGGUAAAAUGCUAUAGAACCUGAUUAAUAAGUGAAAUUUGCAUUGGCAGGAAGAGAAAAAUAUCAUAGAUGCCUCAUGAUAAAUUUUUAUUUUGCUUCUAAGUAAUGGAUGCUGGAAGUAAUUAACCAUGGCUUUCAAAAGAGAAAAUUCUUCCAUUA